AUGUGUGUUACAAUUCUAUUAUUAUUACGUGGUUACAUUGAUUUAAUAUUUGCAAUAAAAAGGAUCUUAAAAAGAAUAACAACCUCUUUUCUUAAACAACAUAACAUGAAUAGAACUUAUGCUAAUUUUGUUCAUGACAUUGGAGAAAAACGUACAUCUGAUGAAGAAAGAAAAUUUGUUAAUUCAGUAUUAAAGGAAGAAGGAAAUGGAUUAAAUAACACUAGUCCUUCUUAUAUGAAGGAAUAUAUUAAAAAAAUGAUGAAUAUUUAUGAAUUAGGAUAUAACGUAGAACAAUCACUAUUUAUGAUUAUCAAUUCAACUCAACAUCAAAACUCUAAUCUACAAAAAACUGCUCUUAUAGCUACUUCAGCAAUCAUACCAAAUGACUCCGAAUUCUCUUUGUUAUUAACUAACUCAUUAACUAAACUCCUUGGUCCAACAUCAACAAAUCCAUUAUAUGCAUUACGUAUUUUAUCAAGAUUUAUUACUUCAACAACUAUGCCAGCAUACUCUCCUCAUAUUAAUCAAUUAUUAAAAUCAAAAGAUCCAAAUAUUCGUGCAGCAUCAAUUCGUUCAUUAUAUAGAAUAUUUUUAUUAUCUGAUCAUGACUCUCAGUCAAUAAUUAAAUCAGCAUUAUCCGUUGCACUUGUUGAUCAGUCAAUGAUUGUAGUUGAAUCUGCUAUUCCAAUAAUCACACAAAUCAUUAAAAAAAUUCCCUCACAAUAUAAAGGAUAUAAAAUAAAUGAUGUAUGUGCUCCUUACCUUCAAAUAAAGUUAUUAAGACUAUUGAGAAUAAUGAAUCCAAGUACUAAAUAUUAUCAACAAUCAAUGGCAAAUUUAAUGGAAAUAUAUAAAGUCAUUCCUGGUGGGAUUGGGAUGGCAUUGCAAAUUGAACUAAUUAAAACAACGAUGAUGUGUAUUCCAACUGAUGUUAUGUUAAGAAAUGCAGCAUUAGUAGCAUCGACAUUAUUUGAGAAGAAAGAUGGACUAAUCAUUUAUUGUGGAUUAAAAACAAUGAGAGUCAUUAGUGAUAGAAAUCCAGUUCUUUGUAAAAACCAUCUUGACACAAUAAUGAAAUUUAUAAAUAACGAUAAUGACUCUGUUGUAGAAGAAGCUAUUGAACUAAUUAAUAACAUUACUGAAUCAGAAGAAGCUGUAGGUGUUGUAUUAACAUUAUUAGAUCAUGUAAAGAAAACAUUAAGUUAUGUUGAUAAAUGCAAAGUUAGAAGUCACAUAUUGAAAGUUGUUUAUAUUAUUUGUGAGAAAUAUACUCCAGAUUUUGAAUGGUAUUGUAAUAUUGUAAUUCAUAUAUUAGAAUUUAAUAAAGUGGAACCAAUGCAAGAAGGAUUGAGUGAAGAAGAACUGACUAUGAUUUACACAAACUUUAUUGAAGCAAUGAAAAGUGAAGAAGCAAAUUAUGGUAUUGCUUUACAAAACAUUUAUAAUGUUAUUAAUAUUAAUUAUGAUGAAAUAACUCUUUCAUUAGCACAAUUCUCUUGUUUAAUUAUCUCAAAAUGUUAUAAUUUCAAUGAACUUGAUAUGAAUGAAAUAAGAAAAAUAAUUAUUAAAUGUAUUAAAAAAGGUGCUGUUAAAGAGGGUAUUGUUGCUGCAAUUCAAACAAAUAAUAUUGGAAUUAUUCAUUCAUUACUUUUUAAAGAAAAAAGUACCAACGAUACUAAUAACAAUAAAGACAAUAAUAACGUUCAAAUACCAUCACAACCCCAACAAUGUCAACCAAUUGAUUUAUUAAAUAUUUGGGAUAUUCCACAGAAGACUCAACAACCUAUUGUUGAAGAAAAUAAUGACCAAGUUCAAUUUGAUCAGCAUUUAAUUAAUUCUAUUGAAGUACAACAAAGGUGUCAUGAAAUGUUAAUGUUAAAUCAAAAUGGUAUUUCAUAUCAAGCAUUAAUUUCCAAUAGUAUCAAUGAAUCAACCGUUGAAAAACAAGUUCUUAUUUCAGAACCAAUUAACUUUAAAUCAACUAAAAAAGAUGAGCCAGCAUUAAGGUUUGAAGAAUAUAAACAAGAAUCAUUUAUUCCAAACCCCCAAAUUUAUCAAUCACCUCAAAGUUCCUUGCAACCACACUUUCAAAGUCUUAAUUCUAAUCAAUUUGAACCAAAACAAGAGUCUUUACAAACAAAUGAACAAACUACUCAACCAACUGUUAAUUCAUCACAAAAGAAAAGAUGGAAUUUACCACCAAAAUAA
This is a messenger RNA of Entamoeba histolytica HM-1:IMSS, 2208 nucleotides long. RefSeq names its product adaptor protein (AP) family protein. Gene Ontology annotation, biological process: clathrin-dependent endocytosis; intracellular protein transport. The transcript is spliced from 2 exons. The record is from RefSeq and is a predicted model, not a curated record. Gene Ontology annotation, molecular function: clathrin-cargo adaptor activity. Bases 1 to 2208 code for a protein of 735 amino acids. NCBI's taxonomy places the organism in Eukaryota, Evosea, Mastigamoebida, Endamoebidae. Gene Ontology annotation, cellular component: membrane coat; AP-2 adaptor complex.